Molecule: messenger RNA, 1879 nt
Organism: Aphis gossypii (cotton aphid)
Lineage: Eukaryota; Metazoa; Arthropoda; Insecta; Hemiptera; Aphididae
Product: zinc finger MYM-type protein 1-like
Exons: 4
Coding region: 1-1878 (625 amino acids)
Source: RefSeq, a predicted model, not a curated record
AUGCAUGGUGGAAGUCAGGUAAAAGUAAAAGAUGUUAGUCUUAUUGUAGCUAAUAAUCCUUUUGCAGCAGCCCGACUGAACUUUGAACGCAAAGUAUCUAAAACUGACUCGAACAAUUUAUUAAAUACAACAUGUGUAAAUAUCACAAGUUUUAAUAAUGAAGCUGUUGUAGAUGAAGUAUCAAAAGCUGACUCGAACAAUUUAUUAAAUACAACAUGUGUAAAUAUCACAAGUUUUAAUAAUGAAGCUGUUGUAGAUGAAGUUUCUAAUGUUAACUCUGAUUAUGUUACAAUUAAUACAAACUGCAUGAACAAAAGUCCAAGUGAUAUAUCUACUUCAAAGAAUGAUAAUCCUGCACAACCAAUACUCAAUGUCUUCCCAUUAACUAAUGGUAGGUUUUCUGCUGUGUGGUAUAAAUUUAAUUGGAUUGAGUAUUCUAUCACUGAGGAUUUAAUUUAUUGUUUUGCUUAUCGUCAUUUCUUAUCUCUUACAAAUAACCCAGGAAUCGUAUUAGGAAAAAUACCAUUUGUUGAUUAUGGUUUAAAAUGCUGGAAAGAUCCAAACCAAACUUUAAAUAGGCAUAGUAGAAAUAAGAAACAUAUAUUAAGUAUGACUCGUUGGGUGAAUUAUCAUAAUGUUCAACAAAAUAUACAACAAUCGAUUGCUUGCAGUCUGAAUAAAGCCAGACAACAAGAUAUUUAUGAAAAUCGAUUACACAUUCAUUUUUUGUUAAAAUCUGCAUUAUUUCUUGCUAAACAAGGGUUAGCUUUUCGUGGCCACAAUGAGAUGAUUACUUCAAACAACAGGGGCAAUUACUUAGAGUUAUUAGAAACAUUUGCUGAUGAUAAACUUCUAGUUCGCCUACGUUCAAGAUACGGUCAUUAUACUAGUCCUAGUUAUCAGAAUGAUUUGUUAAAGGUACUGGCUGAAUGUACUAAACAAAAUAUUUUAAACAAAAUGACAGUAUUGGGAGCUUUUGCUAUUCUUGUUGAUGAAACAAAAGAUGCUUCCAAAAAAGAACAAUUAAGUUUUGUGUUACGGUUUGUUGGUAAAGACUUUAAUGUUUAUGAGCAUGCUCUAGGAUGUUUUCAUAUGACAAAAUCAACUGCCCAAAGUUUAUCAGACGAAAUAAUAAAAAUUGUAUGUGAAAAUAAAUUGGAUAUCAAUAAAUGUGUAGCUCAAUGCUACGAUGGUGCCAGUGUCAUGAGUGGUUGCUUCACUGGUGUUCAAACAAGAAUACAAUCGAUUGUUCCACAAGCAAUAUAUAUUCAUUGUUAUGCACAUCGUUUGAAUCUUUGUUUAGUGCAUACACUAAGUAGUAUUUCUGCUAUAAAUGAGUUUUUCCAAACAGUACAAGGUAUUUACAAGUUUAUUAUGAAUAGCCAAAACCGCUAUGAGUUAUAUGUUGAAGUACAAAAACAAAAAAAACUAGAAGUAAUUCAUUUAGAAAGAUUGGUAGAAACUCGAUGGGCUUAUUGGUACAAAUCAUUAAAAAAAAUCAAUAUUCGCUUUAAGGAAAUUCGUGAAGUUCUCAAUGUACUAUCAUCAAAAGGUGAUGAAAAAUCUAGAGUGAUGGCAACAGGAUAUCUUGAAGAAAUAUCAUCUCAGAGAUUUAUAUCAAUUUUAAUGUCCGUAGAAUCUUUACUAGAAAUAGUUCACUGUGCAUCAAAUGAAUUACAAAAUAGUAAACUUUUACUUCCUUCAGCUAUUCAAUUAAUAAAUGUAGCCAAACAAAAUUUGUUGAAUAUGCGUUCAAAUGAAGUUUGGGAAAAACUUGAAAAAAAAAUUGUAGUUAAAGCUAAAGAAAAUGAUAUAGAAGUAGACAUUAAGAAGAUCCAAAAAAGAAAGCAAGUACUUAACAAGAACCUUCAAGAUUAAU